GCUUUCGAACUGCAAGCAACCCACCCAACAAACUAACAAAAUGUUCAAGCUCGCUGUUGUCAUCCUGGCCGUCGUGUCCUGCGCUGCUGCCAAGCCAGGACUCCUGGGUGCUCCUCUGGCCUACACCGCUCCUCUGGCUUACACCGCUCCCGCUGCCGUGGUUGCUGCCCCCGCUCCAGUUGUGACCGCCACCAGCAGCCAGGUGAUCGCCAGGAACUACAAUGGGAUCGCUGCUGCCCCAGUGAUUGCUCCUGUGGCUGCUCCUCUGGCUGCUCCUGUGAUUGCCAAGUACGCAGCUGCUCCUCUGGCUGCUCCCCUGGCCUAUUCCUCCCCGCUGGCUUACACGUCCCCGCUAGCUUACAACACAGUUCCAGCUGCAGCGCCAGUUCUCCUGUAAGAAGUUGACUGAUCCAUAAAAAUAUUACA
Molecule: messenger RNA, 426 nt
Organism: Drosophila ficusphila
Lineage: Eukaryota; Metazoa; Arthropoda; Insecta; Diptera; Drosophilidae
Product: calphotin-like
Exons: 2
Coding region: 41-397 (118 amino acids)
Source: RefSeq, a predicted model, not a curated record